AUCGAGCGUGUCGUUGCUGAAUAUUAUAGAAAAAGGACUAUCAACUCCAGUUUUGGCAGUUGAUAGAUCGUACCUCCACCAGUACGCGUCUGUUGGUACAAUCAGAUUGAGAGUAACCGAAUCGUAGUAGAAGAGGCCAAUCUUCAUCCCGGGCGGUGCAUCUCUCUAAUCUACUUAAGUAUGAUCUAUCCAUCCGAUCCAUAUAUGCCCCUGGCAGCAGCGGCAGCAGCCCGUACGUGAUUUGAGGAGGGAAUCUUCCAUGUUACGUAGGUCGAGCAAGAGGCGGAGCCGGACGCAUCUAUGGCUACUUCACCGGAGAGCGUGAGCGUGCAGGGGAGGCAAUCGCCGGACGCCAUGGCGAAGACGGAGGAGAAGAAGAAGGCGCAGGCAGCGACCGACGAUGGUGCCGGCGGCAAGGAGACCACCGCGGACGUGCUGGCCGUGAUCGGCAGGCUCGUCGGCCGCCCCUUCCUCGACGAAACCGCGUCCAAGCGGCUGGAGAAGCUCGGGAGGAUGCUGGCGACGGAGGCGGUCCUCGAGACCCUUCUCCGCGGCGCCGACCGUCGGCUGCUGGGCAGCCUCGCCGCGGACCUCCGGGAGGCGGAGGCGGCGCUGGACGACGUGGAGGACCGGCACCUCCGCCUGCAGGGGCUCAUCGUGGCCCACAAGGGCCGGCGAGAGGCGGAGCCUGGUGAGGAAGCUGCUGCUGGAGCUCAAGUGCUCCCGCAUGAAGGCCAAGCUGGAGAGGCGCCUGAGCAAGGCGGAGGGCAUCGUCGGCAGAGCGCACCGCCAGGUCAAGAGCAUCGUCGACGUCGACCGCCGGAGAAGAUCGCUCGUUCCUGCUUCCUCCGCCAGUUCAAGGCGGCAGAAUAGUUUCUUGAGUUAAAGCAGAACAGCAUACAUCAGCUUUGUUCUGGAUGAUAGGAAAUCUUGACAUCAAUAUUAGAUGAUCUGGACACGCGUCUGCGCUAAUUUUUAUGUUGCAGCUCUGUUUGGCGUCGCCAAGGGUCGUCGUAAUCUCGUUUGCUCGACCUGUUCUUGGAUAUUUUCUUGGAUGUUGAGCAUUUGUGGAUAUUCCAUAUAUAG
This is a messenger RNA of Triticum aestivum (bread wheat), 1086 nucleotides long. RefSeq lists its product as uncharacterized. NCBI's taxonomy places the organism in Eukaryota, Viridiplantae, Streptophyta, Magnoliopsida, Poales, Poaceae. The record is from RefSeq and is a predicted model, not a curated record. Bases 301 to 873 code for a protein of 190 amino acids. The transcript has a single exon.